CGUAUUACAAGAUGGCGGAUUUUGGACGUUAACAAGGAGGCCGUCAGAGUUGUUGUGCUCUCUUUUAGAUUUAAACCUGGUCGUUUGCACCUCCUGACUAGCUACUUGAGAGCGUAAUGUGUUCAUGAAGUAGUGACCGAUAAUUUCAACUGUUAUCGGGAGCUCUAUUUAACGGUGCAUGUUGUGUAACAUGCGGCUGGAAAACACCAGGCGGCUGAUGUGGUAGCCCGUUAGCAUCGUGCUAGCUCCCACUCCAACUUAACCAUGUCGGACACUCGGCGGAGAGUUAAGGUGUACACACUAAACGAGGACCGACAGUGGGACGACCGGGGUACAGGGCAUGUUUCGUCCACUUUUGUUGAACGACUGAAGGGGACAUCCCUAUUAGUGCGGGCCGAAUCUGAUGGGUCUCUACUAUUGGAGUCGAAAAUAAGCCCCAACACUGCAUAUCAGAAACAACAGGACACCCUCAUUGUGUGGUCAGAAGCGGACAAUUAUGACCUGGCCCUGAGCUUCCAGGAAAAAGCUGGCUGUGAUGAGAUCUGGGAAAAGAUUUGCCAGGUGCAAGGGAAGGACCCCGCCCUGGACAUCACCCAGGAUCCAAUUGAUGAGUCAGAGGAGGAGAGAUUUGAGGAGAUCCCCGAGACAAGUCAUCUCGUGGAGCUCCCACCCUGUGAACUGAGUCGUUUGGAGGAGAUUGCUGACCUGGUGACGUCUGUGCUCUCCUCUCCCAUCAGAAGGGAAAAACUGGCCCUGGCCCUCAUGAGCGAGGGCUAUCUCAAGAAACUCCUUGGGCUCUUCAGAGUUUGUGAGGACCUGGACAACAGGGAAGGCCUCCAUCACCUCUAUGAGAUUGUACGAGGGGUCUUGUUCCUCAACAAAGCAGCACUGUUUGAGGUGAUGUUCUCUGACGACUGUAUCAUGGAUGUGGUGGGUUGCCUGGAGUACGACCCGGCGCUUGUUCAGCCGAAACGUCAUCGAGAGUUUUUGACCAAGACGGCAAAAUUUAAGGAAGUGAUACCGAUCACAGACUCUGAGUUGAGACAGAAGAUCCAUCAAACUUACAGAGUCCAGUACAUCCAGGAUAUCAUCUUGCCUACUCCAUCAGUGUUUGAAGAGAACUUUCUCUCUACACUCACCUCCUUCAUCUUUUUCAACAAGGUGGACAUAGUCAGCAUGUUGCAGGAGGAUGAGAAGUUCCUCACUGAGGUUUUUGCACAGCUAACGGAUGAAGCCACAGAGGACAGUAAAAGAAGAGAGCUUGUCAACUUUGUCAAGGAAUUCUGUGCAUUCUCACAAACGUUGCAGCCACAAAACAGGGAUGCGUUCUUCAAAACUCUGGCAAAUCUUGGCAUCCUGCCGGCUCUUGAAAUCGUCAUGGGAAUGGACGACCUGCAGGUGCGAGGUGCAGCCACAGACAUCUUCUCUUACCUGGUGGAGUUUAGCCCCUCCAUGGUUCGAGAGUUUGUCAUGCAGGAGCCGCAGCAGACGGACGAUGAUGUGCUUUUGAUUAACGUGGUGAUCAAGCAGAUGAUCUGUGACUCGGACCCGGAGUUGGGCGGCGCCGUCCAGCUGAUGGGUCUGCUCAGGACGUUGAUCGACCCAGAGAACAUGCUGGCCUCCACCAACAAAACGGAGAAGACUGAGUUUCUUAGCUUCUUCUACAAGUACUGCAUGCAUGUGCUCACGGCUCCUCUGCUGGCCAACACAGCACAUGACAAGAGCACGAAAGAUCUGCAGGAGGGGUCCACCAAGGUCAACCCGGUGUGUCCAGAUAACUUCCAGACUGCACAGCUGCUGGCACUGAUCCUGGAGCUCCUCACAUUCUGUGUGGAGCAUCACACGUAUCACAUCAAGACCUACAUCAUGAACAAAGAUCUGCUCAGGAGAGUGCUGGUGCUCAUGAACUCCAAACACACCUUCCUGGCUCUUUGUGCCCUGCGCUUCAUGCGCCGCAUCAUCGGCCUGAAGGACGAGUACUACAACCGCUACAUCAUAAAAGGGAACCUGUUUGAACCGGUCAUCAACGCUUUGCUGGACAACGGAACCAGAUACAACCUCCUCAACUCGGCCAUCAUUGAGCUCUUUGAGUUCAUCAAAGUGGAGGACAUCAAGUCCCUCAUCGCUCACAUCGUGGACAACUUCUACAAGGCUCUGGAGUCCAUCGAGUACGUACAGACGUUCAAGGGCCUGAAGGGUCGAUACGAGCAAGAGAAGGACCGUCAGAGUCAGAGACUCAACAGGUAUCGCAGAGACGCUCGCUGUCUGGACGAAGAUGAGGAGCUCUGGUUCAAUGACGACGACGAUGACGAGGAUGGGGAGACGGUGGAGAAGAGCCGGAUUGAGGAGGAGUUCUCUGACAGCUACGAGAAGUACAUGGAGGCCAAAAAAGGAGCUGCCAACGGUGCCAACAACGGGAAGGCUGCCGGGAUCCCUCCCGUCUCACAAGCCGUCACUCCGAACAACAGUUCAGCCUCAUCCGUCAAGACUGUCUCUCUGCCGGCUACGCCUGUCGUCAAGACUGCUCUGGUCGGUCUGGUGGACUACCCCGAUGACGAGGAUGAUGAAGACGAGGAUGAGGAGGAAGAGGAACAGUCUCCCAGGAAGAGACCCCGUCUCAGCUCCUAAGGCCACGUGUUGUCUUUUCUCCCCCAGUGGUGAUGUGAAGGACACAAGCUGCUCCUCCUCCUCCUCUGGUUGUCUCAGUGGGUCCUUGAGGAGACCAAGAAAGACCUCAUCACCUUGACCAUCGCAGCUCCUCCUGAUCUCUGCUCCUCUGCCCGCCUUGUGAAGAGAAAGACCCAGAACCUUCUGAACCACCACGUCUGUGGAGCAAAACUCGUCCUCCCAGAAACAUUUGAACAUUUGACUCAGAAGAGAAAGUCCUCGGAUUGAACUCUGUCCACCCUGGAGCUUCGGGUUAACUCACAAACUGCCAGACGGGCCAGUCAGGCUAGCAGGACUAGCCCGUAGAGUUUUAGGAAGCUUGACUGAGCCGCUCCAUUGAGGACGACCACGCGAUGAGACUCUUGAGCCAGAGGAGCGGGACUCACAAUUACACACACACACACACACACACACUUGCAUUAUCUCUCGCUCACCAGGAUUCAGACGACCAAGUAAGAUUUUUUUUUUUUUUUUUUAUAAACAAGUCAAUUGCUCCGAUCUGAUGUUCACACACACCCACCCGCCGGUUCAUAUCCGGUGCAAGUUGUCAGUUUAAAAAAUGACAUUGAAACUGCAGUAAAGUUUUUUUUUGUGCAGCCACCCAUUUUCAAAAGUCUGAGUUUUGUAUUUUAGGAGAUUUUUAAAAAAAAAUAAUUCAGUAGCAUAGCUGCAACACAGAGUUGUUUAUCACGAGCUGAUGGUCCAGAAAGUUCUCCAUGAGAUCGAUCCAGAUGUUCAUUAGUUUUUUUUGUCUUAAUGUUUAAAAAAAAACUAAAUUAACAUUUUUCUUUUUGUUUUAACCUGGUCUGCUCAUGUCAUACUUGUGGAGAAGCUGAAGCAUUGGCAGUGAUGUUCUCCAGCCCAGGAGCGGCAGAGGGCAGGAAUCAAACCUCACACUCUUCAAACACAUGUAGCAGCAACAGUGGAGGCACAAGCAGAGAUUUUUAGGAACUUUUUUUUUUUUUUUUUAAUUUUUGUCGGCAUCAGGCAACAUUCUGACCUUCUGCUCACACCUGAUGGAUUUGUACCAAGUGCAUUAAUUACCACUAUUCAUUCUUAACAUUUGUAUGACUUUAUUUGAUAAAUUUUGGAAUUAAAUGUGACCCUGGCA
Molecule: messenger RNA, 3778 nt
Organism: Synchiropus splendidus (mandarinfish)
Lineage: Eukaryota; Metazoa; Chordata; Actinopteri; Syngnathiformes; Callionymidae
Product: serine/threonine-protein phosphatase 4 regulatory subunit 3-like
Exons: 16
Coding region: 265-2628 (787 amino acids)
Biological process (GO): protein dephosphorylation; DNA damage response
Cellular component (GO): nucleoplasm; protein phosphatase 4 complex
Molecular function (GO): protein phosphatase activator activity
Source: RefSeq, a predicted model, not a curated record